ACCCCGUGCUAUACUUUUGGUUCUCCUCUUAGAAAAAGCCUUUACACCAAUCAAAAACCUUCCCCAAUCUCUCUCCUCUUUUUUCUCUCACCAACAAAGAGUUGUAGAAACACCAAAUCUCUGCAUUUAUUGGUCACGAAACUACUUCAAUUUUAUUAUCGUCAUCAUGAAAAUCUAGGGUUCGUUUGAUUAGGAAGAAUUUUCAGUACUUUAGGGUUUCGAUUCCGGGGUAAAUUCAUCAGAAAUCAAAUCGAUUUGGUACUUGAAUUGAACAAAUUAGGGUUUCGCAAUGGAGAAAUUAGAAGGUGAAGAAGAUACGGAGUACGAGAGUGAUCCAGAAGAAGCGAAGAUGUCGUUGAAGAUGCGAAGGAGAGAAGCAAGCGACGACGAAGAUGUUGAGGAGGAGAGAGGAAGAGGUAGGUCUGGUAUCGUUGAUUCCGAGGGUGAAUCGGACGGUCAAGGUGCUGCGGCGGAUUAUGAUGAUGAUGAAGAUGAAGAAGAAGAGGAGGAGGAUGAAGAAGGAGAGGAGUAUUACGGUCAGAAUGAGCAGUAUGAGCAAGAGGAGAGAGAAAUUGGUGUCGGCGGGGUGGGGGAGAAGGGAGUAAGCGAGGCGAAAGCAGUGGGAGAAGGGGAGAAUAGUCAGGGAACGGCGGAACGAGGCAAAGAAGGAGAAGGUGGUGAAGGUGGUGAAGGUGGUGAAGGUGAGGAGGUGGAGAAGAAGGAGAAUGAGCCGUUUGCUGUGCCGACUUCUGGAGCUUUUUAUAUGCAUGAUGAUCGGUUUCGAGAUAAUGCUGGUGGUAGACAUAGGCGGACUUUUGCUGGUAGAAGGUUGUGGGAAUCUAAAGACGAAAGGAAAUGGGGACAUGACAAAUUUGAGGAGUUGAAUACGGACAACAGAAAUUAUGAAGAGGAAAGGAGGCCUUCUAAAGGAUUUUAUCGAGGCCGUGGGAGAGCUAGAGGUACAGAUCGUGGGUAUGCUCAGGGGAGCAGGAUGAGAGGAUAUAGUGGUAACAGCAACCAGAGUGCUCCACCUAAGGAUGUCAGAGGAAGAGGACCUAGAAGAUAUCAACCUUCAAUGAAGAAUAGGAGUGAAACAUUCUCACCACAUAACAAACAAUUUGCAAAGGCGCUAGACAAAAAUUCACAUGGUUCUUCUGGUAGAGUUUUUGCUUCAACAGCCAGCUCCAAUGUGGAUCAUGAACCGGUUCCUGCUAAGAAAGUUGCCUCCAACUUAAGUUCUGCAUCUCCUCCUUUUUAUCCAUCAGCGUCAUCCAAUAAGGACAUUGCACUCACACAAAAAAAAGAAAUACAAGCUGGAAAUCAUAACAGGAAUAUUCGCCCAUCUGCUGUGGACAAUAACUUUUCUAUGCCGCAGUCUACUUCGUUGCGAGGGAAGAAUGUUAUUGAUUCUAUGGGCAUGGACAAGUUGCACAUUGAUGAUUCUAUUUCUCUAGCCAAUAUUAAGAAUUCAAAUAAUGUGCAUAUGUCGUCCUCUGCUUCUCCAUUAGUGGGUGCUACUCAGAUGACUCAGUCUAAAGCACAGGGUAGGGGUGUAGCACCAUCUGGAUCUGCAAUAUUUCAACCCCCUCAAGUAAAUAACCAAGUUAACAAAGUUUCUUCACCACAAGCUCAAGCUUCUCAGCGGAGUCUUGUUCAAAGCCGUGGGCAGAAUUCUCUGCAGGCUUCAGGUCAGCAACUUGUCCAGCGUCCGCUUGGUGGCUCUCAAAGUUCUUCUCCACCAAAAGCAGGUUUGCCGAGUAGUACAUUUGAGGGUGGAAACCUUGAGGCCCCUCUAGAAACUGGUAAUUCCAAGAUUGCUGUGGCUGGGAAAGGAAAAUUAAGUUCCCAGGGAGCUGGAAGGGGUACACUCAUGUAUGGUGGGUCACAAGUGAUGGGGCCAGGUGGAAACUUGGCUUCUGGUCAUGGGGAUCCAAACAUACCUGCUUUUUUCCCAGUUAUGCAAUUUGGGGGCCAGCAUCCUGGUGGAAUGGGAGUCCCUGCUGUUGGAAUGGCAUUUCCUGGAUAUGUUGCUCAGCCAAAUGGUCUUGGAAAUUCUGAAAUGACAUGGUUACCUGUACUAGCAAGUGCUGCAGGUGCUUUGGGAGCCUCAUACUGUCCACCUUUUCUAUCUGUUGAUGGCUCUUAUAAUCCUCGGCCAACAGGGCAAACAUCUGCCUUGCCUGCCCCUAGCAAGGAUAAUAAUCUCAGUAAACCUAAUAAUGAAUUAAAGCCUCAGCAAAGAUCUGAUGCGGUGAAUGAUGAGUUCAGUCAGAGACAAAAUAAGCCUCGCAGAUACUCAGAGAUGAAAUUUAGCCAGUGAAGUACAUAUUGAAGUUUCUGCCUGUUCGAAUAAGGUUAUGGAAGUUGUUUCCUUGAUAUCGAUAAUAGGUCGCGUUUGGGUUAAGAACUCCGGUUUCUCCUCAUUGUAGGGCUCCCUUUCUGACACCCUUUGUGUUCUUGUGCCCUUGCGCUAGACCACAUUGGGCCUUCUGUCUCUCAGAGUUAUUGUAGGUAAUGGGGUAUGCAUCUGCUUAAGCUGUUCUCGGUUUAGGAAGAAUGUUGCCUUCAAAUGGGUUGGUUUGUAGCUUUCUCUUUGAUAUGUGGUUUUUCGGGUGGCUUGAUUUUUGUGAAGCUGAUUCAAUAUAGGCGGCUUUUUUGAAGUAUUGUUUGCAGAAGAUGUUGGAAAAGCCAGACCUAGUGUGCGAUAUGCAUUUGCUAUAUACAUGUCAAGUCGUUUUUUUUUCUCUAUUUUUUCGUUUUAUAUGCUGGCUAUUUCAUGUUGACCUUUUCGGUUAUAUUUAUUCCAGUUUACAAGUUAAUGUGAUUAAGGGGAAAUCAUUAGCCCUAUCCCACUUCUGUUGGGGUAAAUCUGCUUGUUAUAAUGGUUCUCUAAGGACUGCAUGGAUAUAUGAACAUGUUGCUGAACUAGUUUGAUUU
This is a messenger RNA of Beta vulgaris subsp. vulgaris (sugar beet), 2937 nucleotides long. RefSeq lists its product as hypothetical. Gene Ontology annotation, cellular component: exon-exon junction complex. Gene Ontology annotation, biological process: mRNA processing. The record is from RefSeq and is a predicted model, not a curated record. Lineage: Eukaryota; Viridiplantae; Streptophyta; Magnoliopsida; Caryophyllales; Amaranthaceae. The transcript has 11 exons. Gene Ontology annotation, molecular function: mRNA binding. Bases 290 to 2320 code for a protein of 676 amino acids.